CCGCCCCCUCCGUGGAGUUUCCCAAAAGUCAGCGCGGCAGGUCUGGCCGCUCUAAGAUGGCGACUCCCAUGCAUCGGCUGAUAGCCCGGAGACAAGCUGAAGCCAAUAAGCAGCAUGUAAGGUGUCAGAAAUGCUUGGAAUUUGGACACUGGACUUAUGAAUGCACUGGAAAAAGAAAAUACCUACAUAGGCCAUCAAGAACAGCAGAACUAAAGAAAGCUUUAAAAGAAAAGGAAAACAGAUUAUUAUUACAGCAAAGCAUUGGAGAGACUAAUGUAGAAAGAAAGACCAAGAAAAAAAGGUCCAAGAGUGUAACCAGUUCCAGUAGCGACAGCAGUGACAGUUCGGCCAGUGACUCUUCGUCGGGGAGUGGAGACACAUCUACCUCCUCAGCGGGGGAGGAGGACAGUGACUCUGACGGGAGCUCCUCCAGCGCGUCAUCCUCUGCCUCCUCCACAACCUCCUCCUCCUCGUCCUCCUCGGACUCGGACUCGGACUCGGACUCCAGCUCUCCCAGCAGCAGCAGCAGCACGGAGAGCACCUCUGAGGACGAGCCACCGAAGAAGAAGAAGAAGAAGUAGAAUUUCCCACCCACAUCGGACCCGUGAACCGAAAACGCAGUCGUGAUAAAGCCAAAUAGAUUAAUCGUUCAAAACUUGUAGAGUUCAAAAGUUUCUAAGUGUUUUACAUUGUAAGAGCAUAAAGGUAACAAUGAGUUAUAUGUAUGAACAAUUUUUAUUUUGGAGGUGAAUCUUGUUUUUCUUUUUUUAAUCUUUAAAAUGUAGCUCUAGA
Molecule: messenger RNA, 792 nt
Organism: Fukomys damarensis (Damara mole-rat)
Lineage: Eukaryota; Metazoa; Chordata; Mammalia; Rodentia; Bathyergidae
Gene: Zcchc10
Product: zinc finger CCHC-type containing 10
Exons: 4
Coding region: 57-581 (174 amino acids)
Molecular function (GO): zinc ion binding; nucleic acid binding
Source: RefSeq, a predicted model, not a curated record